Colletotrichum chrysophilum is the source of this 480-nucleotide messenger RNA. RefSeq lists its product as uncharacterized. The record is from RefSeq and is a predicted model, not a curated record. NCBI's taxonomy places the organism in Eukaryota, Fungi, Ascomycota, Sordariomycetes, Glomerellales, Glomerellaceae. The transcript has 3 exons. The coding region runs from base 1 to 480 and encodes 159 amino acids.
AUGACGUACGAUAUCCAAGAAUACCUCCUCGACCGCGCAAACAUACAUGACACCAUAACCAAACUUUGCCUCGCCUACGACACAAACUCCCCGGCCCAACUGACAAGCGACGUUUACACCCCGCGCAUCCGGCUCGACUACGCCGCCUUCUUCGGCGCCGACGCGCCCGCCGCCGCUGAUGCUGCCGACUGGGUCCGCUCCGCGGUCGGCGCGCUGGACGGGAUGACGGCGACACAGCACCUUCUCGCGGGCAUCGUUGCGGAGCUGCCGCAGCCUUCGACUUCGUCCUCGUCGGAGAGGCCCGAGACGUGCAGGGCUACGGCGAAUGUCAUGGCCAGCUUGGUUAGAGAGGGCGCGCGGGGUGGUGCGUUGAUGCAGAACGGUGGAUACUACGAAUUCGAACUGAUGCGUGUAAGGGAGCUCGAGGAGCAGGGGAAGAACCCGUGGAGGAUCAGCUUCCACAAGGCCGUCCCGACGUAG